AUGGAUAAAAAUUUGGAAAUAAAUAACUUGACUGAAAAGAAUUUUGUGUUCUCUAUUUUUGAAGGAUACGUUGAAAAUCAGCAACAAAACAUUGCUGAUGCCAUUGAUUUGCUUCCUAGACUAGCAACUGGGAUUGAUGUAAAUAUAAAAUUCAGGAGAAUUGCUGAUUUUGAAUUUACUCGGGAAUGUGCAAUAUUUGAUCUACUGGACAUUCCACUCUACCAUGGUUGGAUAGUUGAUGCCCAGGAUGUUGAUACUGCAAAUGCAAUAGGCUCCAAGUCAUAUAAUACGCUUAUGGGGGAGCUUGUUGCCCUUGAGACGCAAAAUAUGGAGACACAACAUAAGAAAAAUUCUGAAGAAGAUUGUGUUGAUUUUGCUGCUGCGACAACUGCAACUCUUGGAGUUCCAUCUCCAUGCCUCUCAAGAGGUAGAUCAUUUGAUGAUGCUCCUAUUUCUCUUCCUGAUCACCACAUAGGAAGAAAAGGAGACAUUGAAGAAGAACAAGAACUGAUGAGAGUCUUGAAAUUGUCAGAGUCAGAAGUGCCUACUUCAUCAGCCGAUGUUCCAUCUGCUAAUAAGCCAAUUUCUUUAAUUGGAACAUUAGAAGAAAAUGUGUUUGAUGGAAGUAAAAUGUCUUGUCCUGAUGAAGUGACAGUUUCUAGCAAUUUUGAGACCUCAAGCAAUCACGACUUUGACCCAAGAGGUUCUGAAACAGUUUGGCAGGAUGCUGUAUGUUUGUCCUCAAAGACAGAGCCGGAGAGAUCUUGUAUCAAAUCAAUUUCAGGAGAAUCUGAAUAUAAUACUGUGGUUAAAGUUGUUGAAGAUUGUGGUAGUAAUACCUUGGUCAAUAUUGGAAGUGGAGCUAAUCAAUCUUCUUCAACGGAUGCUUCUUCUGCCGCUGGAACUAAUGUACAUAAACCUGGAAAAGAUGAAGACAAUCAGACCUUGUCAUCUUCCAUUUAUGAAGUUGAUGAAGUAGAAAAUGAGCGAAAUGGUGAGGAGAGCAUAUUGGAGUCAACAGAUACAACCCAUCAAAACCGAGAACCUAUGUACGAGGGUGAGGUGGUCCUUGCAGAACAAGGAGACAGAAGUUCUAUAGAAGUUUGUGAUGCAAAGAAAGAUCAAAUUACUACUAAAGAAGGGGAACUGAUUCAGAAUUUUUUGAAGAACAGUGCUAGUCAGUUGACUAUAUAUGGCCUGUUUUGCUUGCAAGAGGGAUUAAAAGAACGUGAGCUUUGUGUUUUCUUCCGGAAUAAUCAUUUCAAUACCAUGUUCAAGUUUGAAGGGGAAUUAUAUAUUUUGGCUACAGACCAAGGUUACAUCAAUCAGCCUGAUUUGGUUUGGGAAAAGCUGAAUGAGGUAAAUGGGGACACUGUGUACAUGACUGGUAACUUCAAGGAGUUCAAGGUGGAGAAUCAUGGCAACAACUCAUGGGAUGAACAGAAUGCUAUGGCCAGUACUGCUGACUACCUAGCAAGCAUGGACAAUUCCAUGCAGGCAGAUUCAAGUUUCAAUUCCGAUUUGCAACUGGCAAUUGCCCUCCAGCAACAGGAAUUUGAGCAACAGACAUCACAGCGGCAAAAUAAUUCACAACCACCCUCUGUGGGUGGUGGUAGGUUGGUUACUGGACCUCAGGUUCCAAGGAACAGUGGGAAGUAUGCAUCUCAAUCUCAAUCUCAAUCUCAAUCUUCCAGGCAGCAGGAGACAAAGUCAUCCAAAGACAAGUGUGUUGUGAUGUGAAAAUUUGCUAACCACAGACGACAAGACACUCGUAAAUAUUUUGUUUUGUAAAUACUAUAAAAACAUGUAUUGUCCUUUCAGGUCUAGUCUUCUCUCUGUCUCUCUCUCUCGCCCUUUGUAAGUAAAGUACAUGACACCACAUUUUUGGUCUCGGCAAACAGAAAAAUUUUUUGUCUUUUUCUUUUUCUUUUUUUGGGGGUGGGACCUAAGCAGAACUUCUGUAGAAUCCUAUUGGCAGAUUUACUUUAGAUUGAGAUUUAGUUAGUUUCAUCUGUUACGUAUGUUUUGCUGAA
Molecule: messenger RNA, 2033 nt
Organism: Coffea arabica (coffee)
Lineage: Eukaryota; Viridiplantae; Streptophyta; Magnoliopsida; Gentianales; Rubiaceae
Source: RefSeq, a predicted model, not a curated record